Messenger RNA from Trypanosoma cruzi, 582 nucleotides. RefSeq names its product mucin TcMUCII, putative. Lineage: Eukaryota; Euglenozoa; Kinetoplastea; Trypanosomatida; Trypanosomatidae. The record is from RefSeq and is a predicted model, not a curated record. The transcript has a single exon. Bases 1 to 582 code for a protein of 193 amino acids.
AUGAUGAUGACGUGCCGUCUGCUGUGCGCCCUGUUGGUUCUCGCCCUGUGUUGCUGCCCGUCCGUGUGCAUGGCAGAGAGUGAAGAUAAAACUGGAAAAAAUUCUGGUUCAAAUGGUAAUAACAGAGGGAAGAAAAGUCAGGAGACGGAAUUGCCAAUUAGAACUACUUCUCAGUCACAGACGGACGGGGAGAAGAUAGUGACUGAGCAGGCACCAAAUACGGUGACCCCUGUGUUAGAGACAGCGGGUACAAUAAACGGAACGGCACAGUCAAAGAGUAAUUCCAAUAAGGUACAGGAAAAGGAAGGGCAACCCACUAAGGAAGAGACUGAAAAUACGAACACUAACACGUCAAAUGAACAACAUAAGGAAUCAAAUGCACUAAAUACGACCACGACGACCACUACAACAACUACGACGACGACCACAAGGGCACCCACUACGACGGAGACGCCAACCACGACGACCAGCUGCGCACCGUCACGUCUUCGCGAAAUCGACGGCAGCCUCAGCAGCUCUGCGUGGGUGUGUGCCCCGCUGCUGCUCGCCGUAUCCGCGCUGGCGUACACCGCUGUGGGCUGA